GUUUUCAGCUACAUUCUUCUAUGCACAGGCGCGCCUUACACGCUGGACUACCGUGUUCGCGGUAGUUGAUAGGAGACGCUGUGUGCUUCGAAAGAAGUUACUCUCAUGAUCGUCGUCGGACGUUUUCAAGUAAUAUGAACAAGGCCUGUGCACUAGGGUUCGUAUUCUGUUCAAUCACUUCACCGCCACUGUUACCCUUGUCGGGCCCUCGAGGCUGCUGUACGUAUGCCAUGAUAUUUAAGCCAGCCGAGACAUCCCCAGACACCCCAGAUUCUCAAACGGCAUUCUCAUAGAGACCUACAUUGUCAAUCAAUUCAGUGCCACAGACCAACCUACGAAAUCUUCAUCUACAACUUUCUAAGUUCUAAUCAUGGGCGGGGGACACUCACGCCACGAGCCAGACUGGGGAGCAAUCCGUGCACAACAAGAAGCUGAAGCUCGCGCUCGCGCCGCAGCUGAGGCUGCUCGUCAAGAAGCAGAACGUGCCGCUCAGGCAGCCCGUGCAGAGGCCGAACGGCUCAUGCGCGAGGCGGAAGAAGCACGAAGGCGCUUUGAGGCACAACAAGCAGAGGCAGCUAGAAGAGCGCAAGCUGCUUAUGAAGAGGUCCAACGACAGCGCCGCGAGAGAGAGCAAGCCGAGCAAGCAGCACGUGCUGCUCGCGAGGCCGCAGAAGCAUGGGCUCGCGAAGAAAGAGAGCGUGCCGAACGACUGGCGCGAGAGGCUGAAGAAGAGAGGUGCAGACAACGAGCUGCCCAAGAAGCUGCUAGGCAAGCUGCCAUUGCUGCCCAGCAAGAACAUGAACGGCAACAAAGAGCCAGGGAAGAGGAAAACAGGAGACUCCAGGCCGAGAGGGAAGCAGCUGAGCGCGCCGCACAACGAGCUGCUGAAGAAGCCAGGCAAGCUCAAGCUGCGAGGGAUGAAGCCGAGAAACAAUUGCAAGAUGGCACCCGACCUGUGGUCACGCCUACCCCUGAAGAAUAUUUUGCUUUCAGGGCCAAGAUGCAGCAUACCGAGGGUUUCUUCCAUGUUGCUGUCAGCGGGAUUGCUGGUAGCGGCAAGUCGUCACUGGUAAACGCGUUCCGAGGCAAGCAUAAUAUGGAUCUUGAUGCUGCCGCAGUCGGCGUGAACGAGACCACUCUCGUGGUGGCCAGAUACCCAGACCCAAACCCAUCCAGCCGCUUCGUCUGGUACGAUGUUCCCGGAGCGGGUACCUUAAAAGUCCCCGAUUGGAAAUACUUCAAUGAUCAGGGGCUCUUCGUCUUCGACUGUAUCAUUGUCGUGGUCAACAACCGUUUCACUGCUACUGACGUCGCUAUCCUUUCCAACGCUAGGCGCUUUGGCAUUCCCGCUUUCAUCGUCCGCUCUAAAGCGGAUCAGCACAUCAGGAACCUCAUGAAAGAUAUAGGCUAUAACAGUGACGAUGAAGGCGGAAACAAGGCUAGUUACUUCACGCGGGCGCGUGACCAAUACGUGGCAGAAAGUAUCCGUAGCAUCAGGACUAACCUCCAAGAGGCGAACAUACCUGAUCAACCGGUAUAUCUCGUGUCGAACAUUGCUCUACAAGCAACUGUUACCGGCAAGACACCGAAGAAGAUGAUGGAUGAGGUCAAACUGCUCACAGAUUUGGCGGGCACGGCUCAGCGACACGUUUAGGUGUUAUGAUACGAUUUAGACUUGGUUUGGAUCUGCAUAUGUUUUCUACUUUUUGUCGUAUGAAUCCGUAAUAUACAUGCUCUCAGUCUUU
Suillus discolor is the source of this 1745-nucleotide messenger RNA. RefSeq names its product interferon-inducible GTPase-domain-containing protein. Gene Ontology annotation, molecular function: GTP binding. Gene Ontology annotation, cellular component: membrane. The transcript is spliced from 2 exons. The record is from RefSeq and is a predicted model, not a curated record. Lineage: Eukaryota; Fungi; Basidiomycota; Agaricomycetes; Boletales; Suillaceae. Bases 371 to 1654 code for a protein of 427 amino acids.